AUGGACACGCUGGUGCUGCAUGUCCACGCGUCAUCAAAUAACACGAUCCUGUCGCUGACGGACGCGAAUGGCCGGGUGAUUGUCAAUGCCAGCGGCGGUACUGUCGGGUUCAAGAAGGCGCAGAGGGCUGGGUUUGAGCCUGCAUAUCAGGCCACGGUGCACAUUGCGAACGCGGUCAGAGAGAAGGCGAUUCCCGUGAACAAGGUCGAGCUGAGGCUGAAGGGAUUUGGCGCUGGACGUGAUGCUGUGUUCAAGGCGGUGCACAGUGUUACUAACUGGGCUGUCUGCCGUGUCGUUGAUACCACCCCAGUUCCGUUCAACGGGUGCCGUCCGAAGAAGGCGCGGCGUCUGUGA
Linderina pennispora is the source of this 354-nucleotide messenger RNA. RefSeq names its product translational machinery component. The transcript has a single exon. The record is from RefSeq and is a predicted model, not a curated record. Gene Ontology annotation, molecular function: mRNA 5'-UTR binding; structural constituent of ribosome; small ribosomal subunit rRNA binding. The coding region runs from base 1 to 354 and encodes 117 amino acids. Gene Ontology annotation, cellular component: mitochondrial small ribosomal subunit; ribosome. Gene Ontology annotation, biological process: ribosomal small subunit assembly; translation; maturation of SSU-rRNA from tricistronic rRNA transcript (SSU-rRNA, 5.8S rRNA, LSU-rRNA). NCBI's taxonomy places the organism in Eukaryota, Fungi, Kickxellomycota, Kickxellomycetes, Kickxellales, Kickxellaceae.